AUGUCUGCUGCGAUUAACAACAACAACCUCCCCACACAGACCUCGAAGAAGAAGCGUGCUAAGAACGAGGUUUCUGCCAACGUGUCUGUUUCUACUCCUACACCUUCAAACCCCGAUAUUGAUGCCAAAGCCGACUCUAUUGUCAAUGGCGCCACUGAAGACGAGACGGGCAUAAUCAAGGAGUUGCAACGCAACUUGCGCAAUGCAACCAAGAAACUGAACGCCACCGCCAAAGUUGACAGCAUAAUCGCAGAAAACUCCGGGAAAUCACUCGAUGAGCUCGUGGCCGAAAAGAAGAUCAACGCGGACCAGAAAGCCCAAGCCUUGAAAAAGCCCGCACUACAAGCCCAGGUCGCACAGAUUGAGGAACAGAUCACCCAGUACAAGCAAUUUGCCGCGCAUUACGAGGAACGCCUGAUCAGCCAGAAGACGUCAUUGGAGACCGCACAUAAACAGGAACUUGAUGCUGCUCGUGAGAAAGCUCUUGCAGAGGCCAAGGAAUCUCAAGAGACCAGCGUUCGUGGGCAGUUGCUGACUUUGAGUCAAUUCCUGCGCUCUGCAGCGUCUUUCAGGCGAGCGGGUGAUGCUGAAUCGGCUGAAAGCCAGGCUUUUGAGGGAGUGCUGCUGCAGGUGUAUGGUGGUAACCAGGAUGCUGUUGAGUCGAUGUUGAAGUUGAUCAGUGGCGCUGAUGACAAGGUCGUGGGUGUCGAUGGUCAGGUUUUGGAUGUGACCUACGCCAAGGUGAAAGACCUUUCCGUGGAGCAGGUCGCUGCAGCUCCAGCCGCCGUUGAAGAGACCUCCGCUACUGAGACCAAUACUGUCACUGACCCAACGAUCGCCAAUGCGGGUCUCACUGAGCUUCAGGACACCUCCGUGUCUGCUGCGGUGGAUAUCACUCAGGCAGCACAAGCCACAGAACCUGCCAUUGCUCCAACUCAGACUUCAGCAGGAGACGGAGCUAAUCCGGUGGCAGAGUCCAGCUGGGAACCCCAAGCAUCCGGUACUCUGGCCGCUGACGAAUGGGUUGAGGUGCCACGUCCGGCUGAGGGUGAGGCGGAGUCACCAUCAACUACGGCCGCAGCUCAGGGCUCUACUAGCUGGGCCGAGGAUAUUCCAAGUGGAGCUGCGCCUGCUGAGGGCGAUGGCUUCGAGCAGGUUGUUCAUCAUCAGCGUCAGAAUAGUGUGCGUGGACGAGGCGGUCGUGGCCGUGGCCGUGGCGAUAAUUUCCGAGGCCGGGGUGGACGGGGUGACUUCCGUGGCCGUGGCCGUGGUGGGCGCGGCGGUGAACGUGGUGAAUUUAAAAGUGGACGCGGUCGUGGUGGACUUGGACAGCAGGGUAAUCGCCAAGCUGUUGCAACCAAUUAAUCAUUCAACAGAAUUGGUCUCAUGAGAUGAGCCAAUUCCAGAUGCGAAAGCUGUUGCAAGCGAUUAGCUAUUGCAUAUUUCACGAUCUCUCGUUCAUCGAGCCUUGCGUGGCAUUUUCCACUUCGACACGACGCAUAUCCAUCACUUCAGUCCAUCGAACCCAAGCUAUUCCCUUCCCUAUCAGCUUCAACGUUUAUUUCCCUUCUUCUUGUAUGUCUUAUAUAUUCUCCUGGG
Talaromyces stipitatus ATCC 10500 is the source of this 1599-nucleotide messenger RNA. RefSeq lists its product as uncharacterized. The record is from RefSeq and is a predicted model, not a curated record. NCBI's taxonomy places the organism in Eukaryota, Fungi, Ascomycota, Eurotiomycetes, Eurotiales, Trichocomaceae. The transcript has 4 exons. Bases 1 to 1365 code for a protein of 454 amino acids.